Molecule: messenger RNA, 9502 nt
Organism: Linum trigynum
Lineage: Eukaryota; Viridiplantae; Streptophyta; Magnoliopsida; Malpighiales; Linaceae
Source: the annotation of a GenBank genome assembly
GUAAAACAAAACCCCUCCCCCUCCCAUCAUCACGUUAAAUUAAUUGCAUGUAUUUGUCUGAAUCGUCUUUAAUUCCUUAAAACAAAACCCUUCGCUGUCGGCGUAGCCAGCAACAAAUGAAGCCAGGGGAAAUGAAGAAGCAAGAAACUUGUAGAGAAGUUAAGCUAUGAUGACGAUGAUGAUGACGAUUUAGUGAAGUGGAAAGCUACGGUGCACAAGUUUAUGGAGGAAGGCGUGGUACUUUGGGGAAAAAAUAUAUUGAUUUUGGGUUGAUUGAUUAAUCAGCGAGUAGUUUAAAUCGCUUAGUCCGUUCGUCGGUGAGCAUAUCUAUAGACGGGAGAGUUCAUCGUGAUGAAUGAAAUUUUUUAUCGGGGUUACCCUUCUUAUUAAAUUAAACUUUGCUACUUCGAGUUUACAAAUACUAGUUUGAUUCGUGUGGAGUUUUUUUUAUCAAAUCUUUCGCCAUAAUAUUCACUAACGGUGCUGAUAGAUUGACUGCUUCAAUUCGGUAUGUAAUCCAAGAAAGCACUGGAAAGUAACACGAGGGAGAGCUAUUAACCCACUAUUGCUUGGCGAUUUACUUGGGUUAAAUCGGUUGUACAUAAAGAUGCUUUCCAUGAAUUAGAUCCAUAUUCUAGAAGGAAAGAUUUCCCAUUACCCACAAUUUUGUUAUUUGUGCUCAAUCAGAACUGUAUUUCAUAGUAAGUAACUACCAAGUCGUUACUGAUCAGAAAAGUGAAAUCUUUCUCACUCAGAUUUACCAGAACGAAAAAGAAAACCCAGCCGCAGUCCCCAGUUGUCAUUUUCCAACCGAGUAAUUGCACUGCACUGUUACUGUAUUUUCCUUUUCCCCACAGUUCUCUCUCACAAUCAGCCAAAAUCAAUUAAAAUUUGUAGAACCCCACCACCACUCCACCAGUCCAGAGUCCACCUACUUUACUCUCUCGUUCGUCUCUCUCCAUCUCUCUCUGAUCUGUACUACUUCCCCUAGUCUCCCGUUCACUCCCUUCCUCCUCUCGCCCCCAAAAUUUCCUUCGAUUCUCUUGCUCUCUGCUUCACCUCCUUACCGCCCCUUCCCACUGCUACUCCCAGUUCCAGGCCGAGCAAAACCAUCAUCUCCAUUGCCGUUUUGGUUCCCCCAGCUCCUCUCAGGUUCUUCAAUUUCUUUAUGGGGGCAUUGCUGAAAGAUAGAGAAAGAUUCGGGUUUGACCUGCUUUUUGGUCUUCUCACCACUGUUGCGUACUUGGGUUCGAUUCAUCUUCUUUUGCUGUUUUAGAUUGGUGAAGGAUACUCUGUCUCUUGGGGAGAAGUCGUGUUUGUGUAUGGCAGUUUGCACUUUCCCUGCAUUGGUUUAUUUGGGUUUGGUUUAGGAUUGAUUUCGCUGUGCUUACCAGUUGGAGGUAAAAAGGUCUGAUUUUGGAAAUCUUUUGAGCUGUAGCAUGUAGACAUUUACCAAGUUUGCUACUUUUGCCAUCUUUAGCUCCCCAAAUGUACACCUUGAAUCUUGCCAUUUCUUCCCUAAAAGAUUUAGACGAUUGGUGGCUGUCUCUCAUUUCCUUACAAGGUAGUCCACCCAGAUGUUAUAUGGUUAUUUAAGGUUUCCUCACAAGUAGCAUUCCUGCUACAACAAUUGAGGGACUGUUGGUGAGGGUUUAUACUUCAUAUUGGUGCUGAAGCAAAAUGCAGAAUGUACGUUUGGUGGUAUUGCUGUUAUUGGUGGUGACUGCACUCGGGCAAUCUGAUUUCGAUGCCCUCUUGGAGCUCCGGAAGGGUAUUGUUGAGGACUUAUCGGGGAGAGUGCUCGAGUCGUGGGAUUCUACAUCUGUGGCUUCCAAUGGUUGUCCCAAGGAUUGGUAUGGGAUUGUGUGCAAUGAUGGCAGUGUGGCCUCAAUAAAUCUGAAUGGGAUGGGCUUAGGUGGGAAUUUCAGUUUCCCAGUGAUCUCUGGUUUGAAAAUGUUGAGCAACCUGUCCAUUUCGAGCAAUCAUUUCAGUGGUACUAUCUCGGAUGUCGGUUCAUUCCAGUCCCUUCAAUUCUUGGAUCUAUCCAACAACUUGUUUGAGGGUGUUGUACCGUUUGACAUUGUGAAUUUGAAGAGUUUGGUCACGUUGAAUCUUUCUGCCAACAACUUUCAAGGAAUGGUUCCUUCGGGUUUUCGCAAUCUUGAGUCUUUGAAGUACUUGGAUCUGCAUGGUAAUAGCCUCUCUGGGGACGUCAUGAAUCUGUUCUAUGAACUAGGUAGCUUGGUUCAUGUUGAUCUGAGCAACAAUCAGUUUUUGGGUUCAUUGGAUUUGGAACUCGGGAGUCCUAGCUUUGUGUCGUCGGUUCAAUAUCUAAAUAUAAGCUAUAACGCGUUGAACGGUGAAUUGUUUGCUCAUGGAAUACCAUCUUUUGGUAGUCUGGAGGUUUUUGAUGCCACCAACAAUGGGUUGGUUGGUACAAUACCUCCAUUCAAACUUAUUAUCUCUCUUCAAAGGCUUAAGCUUGGAGGAAAUAAGUUCUCAGGAACUGUACCAGGAGGUCUUCUGAAACAAAGUUCGAUGUUACUGUCUGAGCUGGAUCUCAGCAAUAAUAAGCUAGAAGGUACAAUAGGAGGCAUUAGCUCUACUACUCUGAGGAACCUUAACCUGUCUUCAAAUUCCCUCUCAGGUGUAUUGCCUGCUGUUGUUGCACAUUGUUCUAUCAUAGAUCUGAGCAACAACAUGUUUUCAGGGAACGUGUCGAGAAUCCAGAACUGGGGAAACAACGUGGAGAUCAUUCAUCUGAGCUCAAACUCACUAACAGGAACUCUGCCGAAUCAAACCUCUCCUUUCUCGAACCUGACUUCACUCAAGAUAUCAAACAACUCAAUACAUGGUGAACUCCCAUCAGUCCUGGGGACAUACCCGGGACUCAAAGAAAUCGACCUCAGUCUCAAUUCUCUCACUGGGUCCAUCCUCCCUGAUUUGUUGACUUCAACAGUGUUAACUGAUCUCAACCUGUCGACCAACAAUCUGACCGGUCCCAUACAGGUUCAAGGAAGCCACAAUGUCAGCUUGACAUCUCUUGAUCUUUCUCAUAACUCAUUAAAUGGUGGUAUACCUCCAGAAAUUGGUCAAUUUCAUAAGUUGCUGUAUCUGAACCUCUCUCAUAAUGGUCUGAAUGGCGACAUCCCAUCAGAAAUUCCAGAUGGAUUAAAAGGGCUCGAUGUAUCUUCCAACAACCUGUCUGGUGUUAUUCCUGACAACUUGAAGCGCUUCCCUGAAUCGUCUUUUCUCCCAGGGAACUCCUUGUUGACAAUUUCCAUCUCUCCAAUGUCACCAAAGGGUGAUUCUCAAGGUGUGACUCUUCCAGUUCACCGAUCACGACUAAGACCGGCUAUUAAAGCUGCAAUUAUUUUGGGGAUUGUAGUUACAUGUGGAAUUUUAUUCAUCUUGUGCAUAGCUUUCCAUUCGAAGACCCAGUUUCAGAAUCUUAGGAUGGGAACUUCAAAAGGUAUUGUCAGAAAUGAACGUGGUGUACAAAGUCGGUCCUCAUUGCUGCCUACUACAUCCAAGCUGCAAUCUACUGCAUAUGACAAUGGUGAACCAUCAUCAACCCUUGAGAAGCCCAGAGACAGUCCUCAACAUUUCAGACAGGAGGAAGGAUUAUCUUCUCCCAUUUCCGUUUGUUCUUCACAGCCAUCCCCUUCUAAAGGCCAUCUUUCUCCUGAGAGUCCCGGUAUGCUAAAGGUGUACUCCCCUGACAAAUUGGCAGGGGAUCUUCAUCUGUUCGAUAGCUCAUUAGCAUUCACUGCGGAGGAACUUUCACGGGCCCCAGCAGAAGUUAUUGGCAGGAGUUGCCACGGAACUCUAUAUAAAGCAACACUCGAUUCUGGUGCUGUCCUAGCUGUGAAGUGGUUAAAGGAAGGGAUAUCCAAAGGAAGAAAGGAAUUUGGGAGGGAAGUUAAGAAACUCGGGAGCAUCAGGCACCCGAAUUUCGUCCCUCUAGUGGGUUACUAUUGGGGUCCGAAAGAUCAUGAGAGGAUGAUUAUAUAUAGCUACUUUGAUGCACAAAGUUUAGGCCUUUAUCUUCAGGCUUCUGAUGCAGAGCAAAGAAAGCUGCCAUUUUUAUCACUACCCGAAAGGCUGAGGGUGGCGAUUAGUAUCAGUCGAUGCCUGAGCUUUAUCCACAACCAGAAAGCAAUGCCUCAUGGCAACCUCAAAUCAACAAACAUUUUAUUACAACCUCCACAGUUGGAACCCAUGCUGACCGACUACGGCCUCCACCGGAUAAUGACAUCAGCAGGAACAGCAGAGCAAGUUCUGAAUGCCGGUGCUCUUGGAUACAGACCUCCUGAGUUUGCCAGUUCGAGCAAGCCCUGCCCUUCGCUGAACAGCGAUGUGUAUGCGUUUGGGGUCAUUCUGUUGGAGCUCCUAGUCGGUAAAAGCUCUGCAGAUAUUGUCCCAUGGGAACAUGGAGUAGUUGAUUUGACAGAUUGGGUCCGGGUAUUAGCUGAAGAGAGCCGUGGCAACGAGUGCUUCGAUAAGCAGCUAAUCAACACGCCUAAUAGAGAGGAGUCUCUCAGAGUUGCCAACCGAAUGCUAAGCGUCGGACUUAGGUGCGUGGCAUCUGCUGCAGAAAGGCCUGACAUGAAGACAGUUUUUGAAGAUCUGUCAGCCAUAUCUUCAUGAAAAAACACCCAUCUCGAUUCAGAAGUAAUCAUGAUCACUCUGACCCCCCCUUUUUCCUCCCCUUUCCAUUGUUGCUAACCCCCCAAAUUUAUUGGUUUUCUCCAGCAUGUUCUUUCCUCCUUAGCUUCUUUUGAUUUUGCUUUAGAGGCAGGCAUAUGAUUUUUGUUUGUGAAAUAGCAGUACAGCUGCUUGUUUUGUUUGUUGGUUUGUGAAUAGUGGGUUUUGAUCAUUUCUUCCUUUCUGGGUUCUGGUUUUGUGCUAUCAUUAUUCCUUGGACUACCACUACUACUCCUAGCCACUAAUUGCAGGAUGUUUGGUUUUGUGAAUAGUGGGUUUGUUCAUUACUACCACUAAUUGCAGGAUGUUUGUGGUUCCUACAAUCUCAUUUUAGUGAUUUGUUAGCGCCUCUGAUGGAAGUUCUGUUCCUUCUGUGCAAGCAUGACACUUUGAGUCCCUUCGUCGUGGACAAGUUCUAUUGAGAUUUUCAUAUUACCAGAAACGGGGAAAAGGAUAUGCUGUUUUCCAUGCGGCGAUCAAAUGACAACUGCCAAACAAUGCUUAAUAUGGGUACGUUGUUUUUCCUCCGUAACGUGGCGGUCUUAGCUGUUAGCUAGCUGUAACGGCUUUUGCCGAGUAGCCUUCAGCUCGCCUGGGGACGCGUUUGGCAGAGACGGAAAGCGAAAACUAAAAUCCACUGAAGGCUGGCGUGCUCCAUCGGGUUUUCUUCCGGUCACGAUCGGACGCGGCCCGGCUAAUUCGAAAUAAGUGUUUGAAUUAGUUGAAUGUACUAUUGUAAGUUAACAAAUGAACGGCUGCUUUACGAAAACUAUGGUCUUAAUAGGGGGCAAGUGACCGACAAAUUUAAAUUAGCAACUUUAGAAAUAUGAAAUGCUUACAAGUUGGAAACAUGUCCAUAUCUAGUAAAUUAUGUAGCAACUUAAGAUUCAUGAGUAGAUGGAUCUAAGAGACCCUUUUCCUUUUGACAAAUGUGGAUCUUAUUCAAACAAUAUGAAUAGAUAAAUUUUUCGUAAAAGAUAAGAUAGGUGAGAUGGUCGAGAUCACUUCGAAAAGGAUCUUUAAUUCGAGCUUUCUCAUCGUUAUAAUUCACUACAGACAAUCCGCUAGCUAGUUGAUCAAAACCGUCAAGGGCAUAACAUGAGAAACCUAAGCUAUAGGACUUUUAUUCUUUUAACAACCAUUGAGAUAUAUCUAUGCAUGAUUUACUCUGUAAAAUCUAACGCUUAACUUCUUAACCAAUGACCAUAUUUCAAAUUUGAUAUUGUUUUCCCUCAAACAAAUUGUAUUCAACAGCUGUUUGAAUGGGUGUUUCGCAACGAGGAUAAAUAAACAAAUCACAACUAAACAUAUUAAGUAAAUGGUCACUAAUAUUUAGGAUAAUUGACAAAUCGGUCACUAAACUUUUAAACUCCUACCGAAUGAAAAUUCUCAUCUAGAAUUAUCCAAAUUAUAGAACCAAACUCGUUGAACCUAAUAAUUCUCUGUCUCACCGAUCAUGGUUAGGGAACAUAAUCAAGCCCAACAUGCAUUACUCGCUCUAACCUAGCUCGUAUUGGUUCAAUUAUGGAUCAUUUAUUAUUUACCAACAUACUAUCUCAAAUGAAAAGUCACUCAUAUAGACUUGAAGUUUGCGCAGGUCCAGACACCGUGUGCUUAACAUAACAGAUGAGAAUCAUCGGGAUUCAAAUAGAAGACCUCUUGGUCACAGAAAACUCCGAUACCAUGCAAACCAAAAACCCUUUUGGACUCUGAACAAGUCGACUAUUGCGAUCUUCAAUCACAGUACGUUAAAUAACAAUUACGAAAAUGUGCAACUUUUCCCCCCUUUUGAAAGUUUUCGGUCGAAAGAAGAGACCAAUUUGUUACCCGACCCAAACUCGGAGACCAUUCGUGUAAUUUGGCCUAUUAAUUUUUUUUUAAAAAGAAGGGAUCUGUGAUAACUAGGUAGUGGGUAUGAUGUCAUACUAAAUGUUGUUUAAGGAACCGUGUGAUGCCAAAUGCCAACUCUCCAAGAAAGAUUUCUUCGAUAUUUCCCCAAAAAUCUGCGACUCCACCAACAGAUUUCCUCCUCCUUGGAUCUGACUGUUUCUUCUCUGCCACCAACUUCUGAAAAUAAAAAUGCCACGCAAUCCCAAGUUUCGACCUGUUUCAUCUCUCAACAUGUGGAUGGUAAGUAAAAUUAACUACUACAUUGGACCUUGAUAGUCGCAUUAUUAAAUUUUUGCUAGCUAGAAGAGGAUCUAAGUUCGGUGUGACGAAUUCAAAUCUUACUGUAGAGUAGAACUGUAGAAGGAUGUUCGAAAACUAACAUAAUUUCAUGCAUCUUAUGCUCAUAAGGAUGUUCGAAAACUAACAUAAUUUCAUGCAUCUUAUGCUCAUCUGGCAUUUUUUUUUUACGGUAGAACGUGCUUUUAAUUGGCAGUUGAGUUUGGGUAUGGUUGGAAUAAUGAACAUGAUUUGUGGGUAUUUUAUCUUUUUACCUUUUGCAAUUUAAUUCUCAUCACACUAUAGCUAAUACAUGAGUUGGUUUUCUGGUUCAAUUUACUUGAAAACCCAAAACAAAUUAGAAAAAUAACUAUCCAUCGAUACCCCUAGUACAAAAACCGAUUCAACCAUCGGUGCAACUCUCACAAUAACACGAGUUCGAGUCCCUAUACGACUUCCAACAUAAUUCCUAAACAUUUUGUGUAUAGUAACGAUUCCAUGUCACUUGAGAAACUUCGUCAUUGUUGUGAAAAAGAAGUAGUCAAAUGUGAAAGAGAAAGAAAAAAAUUUUAAGUGGGCUAAUCAAUAAGCUACAUAUCCAAGAAACAACCCAGUCUGUCUGUCCCCUGUUUUCUACAAUAUAUUCGUUUUCUUCUGUUUCAACUCCGGCGCUCCGCAAAUCCACAGUUGUUAAAGGUCUGCAUAGGAUCAAGUGCUUCGGCAUUAAAAUAAUGAACUGGACUCCACCAAGUUAAUUUCUUCCGUCACCCAACCACCAAAUCGGAUCCGUUUUUUAUAUGAAUCCGGAAAAUCCAAAGUUUCUGUUCCAUUCCCUUCUCCUUGUCCCUCUCUCUCUUUCUCUUCCCAUUCUCUGAUUCUCCCGCUCAUCCCAACUCUGUCUUUCUUUCUCUUCCUCUGUUCAUCAUCCUUCCAUUUUCUCUUCUUGUUCAUCUUGCCAAAGAUCAAUCCACAUUACUAAACCACAUUACUAAACCACAGAGCAAACAGAAGCAGAGAGUUAUGGAGGCGCCACACCAGUUCUACUGACGUACAGAAACCAAUCCUCCACCGGCCGGCGGCGAACUUCUGAUCAGGUAUGCCUACAGUUUUCUUGCUCUCCCUAUGUGGGUUUGAGCUAAUCAAUCUUUUAGAAAUGUUAAUCCAGUGGUUUAUUCGAAACUAGCGGGCUAGUCUCUGUUUCUGUAGAAUAGAAAAAACAGGGGGUUUCAGUUCACGGAAAACAAUUUUAGCCAGGACUGUUGCAAAUGGGCGGUGGCUAAAGGUCCAGAUCGUUGCAAUAUCUAAGUACUGGUGUAAUUUCGUCACUAAAAACGUUUUGAUUAGCAGCUAAUUCAUUAGUUUACACGAUCACAAUCAUGCAACGAGAGAAGCUGAAACUCGUACUUAAUGAUUAUCAAACGAUUUUUAAUUUUCUGGAAACAAAAUCACUUGAUUCGCGUCGAAAGAAAUUUCAGUUAUACAGUAAUCAACGAUUCCAUAUUUUGUAGUUUGUUUUUAGGGCUUAGGCUUCUGAGUUUUGUUAGUAGUGCAGAGCCACCUUGCUUACAGCAUAAAAUAAAAUUUUACUAUAUCUUCACUAUUUCCUGAGAAAGAAAGAAAUGACCGUUUCUCCAUACCACAACGGUCUUCGAUUUCCAUGUGUUAUUUAUUUAAUUCGGAGCUUGAUAUUCUUGUUUAGCGUACAGAUUUUCAUAUGAUAAUAAAAUAAAUAAUAACAAUUGUGUCCAAUGAGUACAUUUUGAAGUUUUUAUUCCAUAAAAAAGAGAAUUUGUCAACUAGCUACUUAUUUGAGACGUGAUUUCCAUCACAAAUUGAGCAAAUCAGAGGAUUUUUUUUUUCUUAAUUGAUUUAUUAUAGGGAAUUGAGAAACAAUCAUGCUAAUUUUUAUUUAUUUACAUAAUCUAACAAUAAAAUUAGAAGAACACGUGACAACGUCGAGGCAGUAACAUCUACUAUAAACUCGUAUGAUUUUCAAUCAUCUAAUAUGUUUUGUUAAUAAGUAUAUAAUCGAAUUGAUUAAAAAUCUUCGAUUCAUCUUAUUCGAGAAUGAUAUAAAGUCUGAAAUCGUUCACUAUACUACUAAAAGUGUAAUCAUGAAAAAACUGUUAAUAAAAAAAAUUAACGGAUAGAUUCAUUAUUUUAUUUCUUUCAUGAAAGCUAAAUAUUCCUAAUAAUACUCACCUCCAACGUUAUUAUUGCUCUCAUAUUAAGCAUCCUAAUUAGUUUUAUAAUAUAUUCCAAUCUUUGUUAUGAUUUACAGCUGGCAAAUAUACCAAAAACCCUCACUAUUACACGCCAAAAAGGUGGAAAAAAACUCCUAAUUAGUUGUUUUUUAUUAUUUUUAAUCCUUUUCGAAGCCUCAUUUCUAAUUCUUAAUCUCAUUUUCUCUGCAGAGUUCACUCCUUUCUUCCUUCUACCCUGUCUCUCCUCCCACCGUCGGCAGCAAUGGCGGACGCCGACGGAGCCCCACCGCCGCGAUACUCGACUUCGACGGACCAGACUCGCACCACCUCCCGCACCACCAGCUGCUCCACCCAGACCACCACCACCACCGGCACGAUGGAUCCGGGCUCUCCGACCACCAAGCUCCUCAAAGCCGUCCUCCCGG